This is a messenger RNA of Caenorhabditis angaria, 877 nucleotides long. NCBI's taxonomy places the organism in Eukaryota, Metazoa, Nematoda, Chromadorea, Rhabditida, Rhabditidae. The record is from the annotation of a GenBank genome assembly.
AUGUUUCUUAUUCGAACGGCUUUUUUUCUCACCUUUUUUCUUUUAUUUUCACAAGUUUUCGGAUUUUUGGAACCGCAGCCAACUUGUCCAAAUUGUCCAGCUUGUCAAAAUGUGAAUGGAUGUUUGGGAACUGUUGAAACAACUACUCAAGAGGUUAGUUUUCUCAUCAUCCAGAUUUUUUGAGAAAAAUUAUUCGUGAAAAAUUUGGACCCUAAUCAAUAAAAUCAGAAUAAGCACUCAAAAAUUAUCUCAAAAGGUUGAUUUUUUUCUGAAAAAAAUCUCUAAAAUCAGAUUAAAUAAAAAAAUUGGAUAAAUUUAAAAUUGAAUAGAACAAAUCAAUUUUCAACCCCCAAAUUUACUGAAAAUCUGAAAUUUUGAAUAAUUUUAGGCUGAAUUUUGAGCCAAAAAUUCCGCCUUUAAAACUAGAAAAAAUGAGUUUGAAUGUCAAAUCGAAAAAAGAAUUGUCGAAUCGUUUCGUCAAUACAGAACCAACACUUCAAAUAAAUUUGAAACAGUGAAUUUUUGAAAAAAAAAUUCAAAAAAAGAAUUUCUUAAAAAUAGGAAAAAUUGACUAGAAAAAUAAUCAAAAUCAACAGAACACGCAAAUUAUCAGUUUCAAAAAAAUUCAAAACACAUACAAAUUUUGAAACAGUGAUUUUUUUCCGAUUUCUAAACAAUUCAUAUUUUUCUUAUUUUUUUCCAGUCAACCGAAUCAACAACUCUGGAAUAUUAUCAACAACAUUGGCAAAAUUUAGGCUGGAAAACAGACGAUGACGGAAAUGUUUUCAUCGGAGAUGAUGAUAACAAUUUGAAAUUAAUUCAAAUUGGAUCGUGGUGUCCAAAAGAACUUUGCAAGGGAUGGUUCGGAAUUUGGUAA